Messenger RNA from Odontomachus brunneus, 2652 nucleotides. RefSeq lists its product as uncharacterized. Gene Ontology annotation, cellular component: chitin-based extracellular matrix. Lineage: Eukaryota; Metazoa; Arthropoda; Insecta; Hymenoptera; Formicidae. Gene Ontology annotation, molecular function: structural constituent of chitin-based larval cuticle. The coding region runs from base 225 to 2267 and encodes 680 amino acids. The record is from RefSeq and is a predicted model, not a curated record. The transcript has 12 exons.
CGCAGGAGGUCAGCGCGCAGCGACCGACCGAUUCCCUUUCGAGUUCGAGCCGCUGGUUGUUCGUUGUAGCGAAUCAUACGGUUGCUCGUGCGGGCUCGGACAGCACGUAUGCCUCGUGUAGUUCGAUUCCAACAGUUCAAGAAAAGGUAAAAGGCCGGCCGCGAUAAAAAAAAAGACCGUCAGUGUCGAUGAGGACGUCCGGGUGGUGGUAAACCGGUCCGAGCAUGAAGACGAUUGGCCGGAUACUCGCGUGCGUGCUAUUGGCAGCUGUCUUUGCGAAAAAUGUGCUUGCAUGGAGUGCCGGGAAUAUCGAAUUUCCGAAGGAGCGCGCCAAAGAGAUCCAAGCCGCCAACGUCACGAGACUCAGGCUGAUCUCGCGACUGGAUUCUGAGCUUGACGACUCCCGGGCUGUUCUGGAUGACACGUCCAAAACGAAAGACGAUAAAAGUGAUCGAGGGCUCGUGGAAUCUCGCACGUUUGGAAUAAAAAGAUUGCAGUUCAUGCUGAUGCCGUUGAUGUACAAAAUGGGAGUAAUGAUGACGAUGUUGAUGGUGCUGACGGCGGUCUCAGUGAAGGGACUUUUCAUCGGUAUCAUACUGUUAGUGCUGAAGCUCAGCGCGUUUUUAGCGAAAUUUCAUUCCGCCUGGCAUCAUCACGCAGCACCGCAAGAAUGGUCGCCGCCGCAACCAAUUCACGUGCACGUACACAACAGUUUUCCGUAUACUCACACACAUGGCUGGGCACCGAGCGGACCGGGAAUGGACGAGCAACAUUAUUACUAUAAGGGAUGUAAAGCCGCAAGGCAACGACAUCGUGAAAGUUACGUGCAUCUGCAGCAGCCGAUCGUCCCAACGCGGAACAUGGCUGGGACGAUGUUAUUUGCCUGCAAUAUUAUUCUCUGGCUGGCGACAUCAUCGAAAUUGGCGGCUCGAGCCGAGGAGAGGCAAAACGUCGGCUCAUUGGCUCGCCCGAACAUGACUCAGAGCUUGAACGUGUUCCCCGGGGUCAAGCUCUGCUCGGUGGACGGCGAGGUCGUGGUUCGCGUGAGAAUGCGCGACCUACUACAAGAGACGGAAGUGCAAGGUCGCAAGAGGAGAGAGAGGACAAACAUUCUGCAAAGACUCGGAUACAUGAUGAUGAUGACACCGUUUGUCAUGCAGGUGCUCUCUCUGCCGGGCGCCAUAGCCUCCAUCAAGAUGUCACUCCUAAGGAGCGUCAUGGUCGCGCAACUAGCGAUCGCGAUAAUGUUCUACAAUUUGAUCAGGAGCACGGAGAACGCGGACGUGGUGGUGGUGCGCCAGCCGCAACAUCACGCGCAUUAUUAUCACAGUUAUCAUCCCGACGACGAGGACGAGUGGUUCGACACGAUCGAUUCCGCUCCUCUUGCGCCGUCGUCAUUCGUUCGCGCGAGCCACUCGGAGCCACAGAGGGAUCAUCUCCGCGGGAUGUCGUCCUUCAUGAAGGGAUGCUGCGUAUCUCUGUGCCUGCUGCUGCUGUGUCGUCUGGUAGCGCGGCAUCACGCUUUCGCGGACCAAAGCACUGAGCGACCCUACGAGUUCUCCUUCAAUAUCCUCGAUUUUCAACAUAGAUUCGAGAAGAAAGACGCCGACGGGCUUAUCAACGGGGAGUACGGGUUCAUUACGGCGGAUGGUGUAUAUCACGAAACUGCAUACGCAACGGACAAGAACGGUGAUUUUAUUAUUACCCGAAUGAGAAACCGGAAAAUAACCAGCCUGAAGGAUGCCCAAGAGAUAUUCAAGGAUCGGCCGGAAGCUGCCAAGAAGUUGGUAGAGGCGAUUUCGAGGGCCUGCAGCGGCUGCAAGAUCGUCGUCGCGAAAGACGAGGAGCCCGCGAAGAGACCUGAGAAACGCGUGGACGCAGUGGUCAACAAGUUCCGCAAGGAGAACGUCAUAUCGAUGACGCGGCCCAAGGAAAACGUCGUGAAGAACGUGAUGCGGGAGGCGAAGAAGCUGCUGCCGGAGCCCGGCUCGAACGCAGUGAACGAUCAGGUGCUGGAGAAGAUGGCGAACGAUCUGUACUAUCAGUUCAACUACACGAUCACCACACACGGACACAACGAGGACGGUUAUCGCAGCGGCCGGAAGGACGGCAGUUAUCGGUCGCAGAGCGAGAACGGCGUCGAGACGCGGGUGAAGUAUCUGUCAAACGAAUUCGGCCAUCAGCCGAACAUCACGUUUGCGCCGCGCGCGAGCACCGACGAGGAGCACGCUCUCAAAGGAUACUCCUUCCGCUGGUACUGGCCGUAAAAAUAUCGUACUUCUGCUCUUUAUCUCGACUCCGGGAUUUAUUUCUUCUUUUUCUUCUACUUUUUUGUUUCUUCCCGGGAAUAUAUUCGCGGGAUUAUACGCCACCGAACUGUCGAUUUAGUCUCGGAGGAGUCGCGUCUGGGGAUUCGCGAGACUCCGAUUUUGCGACGAGCGGUCUGGCGACAAGUGAUUUAUCGUAAGGGAAUCGACGAUUUGUUGAAAUCGAAGUCGCUCCAGUGACAAAACGAGGAUUCAUAAUUGGCCACAGUUAGGCAAGAUCCAACCCACGAAAUUGUGAUGAAUUGAAUGAUUUGAAUUUUUCUUUUUUGCCAAUAUGUCUUUCUACACGAAAUAAAAAUAAUUCAAGCCUCAAGUUGGGCUCUCA